Ruditapes philippinarum (Manila clam) is the source of this 1794-nucleotide messenger RNA. RefSeq names its product forkhead box protein G1-like. The record is from RefSeq and is a predicted model, not a curated record. Gene Ontology annotation, molecular function: DNA-binding transcription factor activity; sequence-specific double-stranded DNA binding. Gene Ontology annotation, cellular component: nucleus. The transcript has a single exon. Lineage: Eukaryota; Metazoa; Mollusca; Bivalvia; Venerida; Veneridae. Bases 168 to 1478 code for a protein of 436 amino acids. Gene Ontology annotation, biological process: regulation of transcription by RNA polymerase II.
UGCAGAAUCCGAUAAAUACACGCUGAAAGAACAUCCUGUGUGUAUUCAGUAAAUUGAAAUUAUAUUAAACGGGUUCUUCAAACGAAAUAAACGGAUGUUUUAAAACAAAUGUUAGAGCGAAUUUGAAGGAGUUUAAUUGAUUUUUAUUUGACGAAAACAAACUGGCAAUGGUGCAAUCAGUUUCAAUGGAAUCUAAUCCUCUUUCUCAGAUGCGCUUGCAUCCAUUUAGUAUCAGAUGUGUUUUAGGUGAAACAAAUAAGUUUGACAAUGAAGAACAAAAACUCGAUGCGAAUAGAAAUGAGUACGAUGUGAGAAAAGAACUAAUUGAAAAAGAGCAGUCGGAGAGUCGUUUCCGACGAGUAGAAGAUACCGGUGAUAGUGACUCAAGUUAUUGUAAAGAUGAAGAUAGUGAUGUUGAAAUAAAUGUUGACGACGUCAAUGUUAAUGACGAACAUGACUUUGAAGAGUGUAAUGAUAACCAAGCAGACGACUUUGAACAGACUUUUUCACCUGGUGAGCAGAAUUCUGCGGGACACAUAAGUGACGAUGGCGAUGUGAAAAUGAAUAAAAGUUGCGAGAAAAAGGAAUCGGAUGUUGAUGAGUCUUCAAAGAAGCCAGAGAAACCACCAUUCAGUUACAAUGCAUUAAUCAUGAUGGCGAUUAGAAGCAGCCCAGAGAAAAGACUGACACUUAAUGGUAUCUAUGAAUUUAUCAUGAAAAACUUUCCAUAUUAUAAAGAAAAUAAACAAGGUUGGCAAAAUUCUAUCAGGCAUAAUUUGAGCCUAAACAAAUGCUUUGUGAAGGUGCCGAGACAUUAUGACGAUCCAGGCAAGGGAAACUACUGGAUGUUAGAUCCCUCUGCAGACGACGUUUUCAUAGGCGGUACAACCGGAAAGCUUCGGCGUCGAUCGACUACAGCAUCACGUAGCAGACUGGCAGCGUUCAAGCGUAUGGGGUUCCCUCAUCUUCAACCGAUGACAUAUUCACCUAUGAGUGAUAGAAGCGUUCCGUAUGGAUGGCCCUUUUCACAACUGUAUCCUAUGCACGGCUCAGCUAAUGGGGCAAGUUUGGGACUGUCUUCAUUCCCGAUGUAUCCAUAUUAUUCGCGCGUUCUUUCAACGGCGGCUGCAGUCGGAAGGGCUGCAAGUAAUUCAAGAUUGAACUUUUCUAUGGACAGAAUCCUCGGGAACGAGCCGGUGAAUCUUAGCAAUACUUCUUCAAGUGUUCAGAGUUUACAAACUGAAAAAUCAGCUGUAAAUAUGUCGUCUUCACAGACACGGGGUUUGAUGAACCCGGCAAUACAGUCACUUUACCGCCAGGCGGCAUCUCAAGGAACUAUUUCACCGUGUUUCGUAAAUGGAGUAGACCUAAGUGCUUCCAGUAUGAGAGACUUUAGUAUUUCGUCGUCGUCUGCCUUUACUGCGACUUUAAAAUCUUUGGCGGGAAAUCAUCAUGCUAGUGACGUUCGGAUUCCAUAAAUAUAUAAUAUAUGAUAUUCAUAUAGUUCAAUCUUUAAAUUCUUUUGUAAAUAAUAAAGUUAAAAUGUCAUUAUUUUUUCGAAGUGAAAUUUGACAGUUUUUUCAACUGCAAUUUUAAAAGAAAUUUAGAAUUCUGUCUCACGUUUGACACUGGUAGAUUUAUUGCACAUAAUGGGAUAUAUAAUAAGGUAAAAUAUUUUGAUAUUUUCGUCGGAAAAUAGUGAAAUUAUUGAUGCAAAUAUUGUAAAAAAUUGAAAAAGAUAUAUUUAUUGAGCAUAUAUAUAUAUUGAAGCGGCAAAAUAAAAUGAUUUUGAAA